Molecule: messenger RNA, 1343 nt
Organism: Helianthus annuus (common sunflower)
Lineage: Eukaryota; Viridiplantae; Streptophyta; Magnoliopsida; Asterales; Asteraceae
Product: cysteine proteinase 15A
Exons: 4
Coding region: 30-1121 (363 amino acids)
Cellular component (GO): lysosome
Molecular function (GO): cysteine-type endopeptidase activity
Source: RefSeq, a predicted model, not a curated record
CAAACCCCUCUCAAAAUAUCUAACUUACCAUGGCCCCUUUAUCCUUCACCCUCCUGUUCUUCCUCUUAACCGUCACCGCCGCAGCCGGUGACGUGUCCUCAUCUGAUCCGUUGAUCCGUCAAGUGGUCCCGGAGGAUGAAACAGCUGCCGAUCCUCUAUUGAACGCCGACCACCACUUCAAUCUGUUCAAAACCAAGUUUGGUCGGACCUACGCUACUCAAGAGGAACACGAUUACCGGUUAACGGUGUUUAAGGCUAACCUGCGCCGUGCUAAACGACACCAGCUUCUCGAUCCUACUGCUCAGCACGGUGUUACUAAGUUCUCCGAUUUGACGCCGUCGGAGUUUAGGAAGAAAUAUCUUGGGUUGAAAAGUAAUCUUAAGUUUCCGGCGGAUGCUAAUAAGGCUCCUAUUCUUCCGACUAAUGAUCUGCCGGAAGACUUUGACUGGCGUGAGAAAGGCGCCGUUACUCCCGUUAAAAAUCAGGGGUCGUGUGGAUCGUGUUGGUCCUUUAGUACAACUGGAGCUCUGGAAGGGUCUCACUUUCUUCAAACUGGGGAGUUGGUUAGUCUGAGUGAGCAGCAGCUUGUGGACUGUGAUCAUGAGUGUGAUCCUGCUGAACGCAAUUCUUGUGAUUCCGGUUGCAAUGGUGGGCUGAUGAACAAUGCGUUCGAGUAUAUUCUGAAGGCAGGUGGUCUACAGAAAGAAGAAGAUUACCCCUACACCGGGAAAGAUGGUACCUGUCACUUUGACAAGUCGAAAAUCGCUGCAUCUGUGACCAACUUUAGUGUCGUUUCCACUGAUGAAGACCAAAUCGCUGCUAACCUCGUCACAUACGGCCCGCUUGCAAUUGGGAUUAAUGCUGCUUGGAUGCAAACCUACAUUGGUCAAGUAUCAUGUCCAUAUAUUUGCUCAAAGCUUAAAAUGGAUCAUGGUGUGCUGCUUGUUGGGUAUGGUUCUGCCGGGUAUGCACCUCUGAGGUUCAAGGAGAAGCCGUAUUGGAUCAUUAAGAACUCAUGGGGAGCGGACUGGGGUGAGGACGGGUACUACAAGCUUUGCAGUGGUUACAACGCUUGUGGGAUGGAUACCAUGGUUUCGGCUGUGGUUGCUACCAACACUUGAAUAUUUAGUUCCAACACGGACACGGUGCUCCCAUUUGUGUAUAUGUAUUAGUAACGAUGUAUCUUAUUGUGACCUAGAGGAAUGUCUGCUAGUAGUGGUUAAUAAGGUCACGAAGUAUGAACAUGAUCGGGCUCUAAUUGCUCAUCAUCUAGAUGCUCGCCUUAUGUAGUUUCUGUUUGAGGUUUAAUCAAUCAAACAAUUGGGAACACUAAUUAAGUAAAA